GUCAGUUGGGGAUGAACCGAUGGAGAGAGUCUCGCACCGACAGACAGACAGUAAAAGCAAGAUUCACCACUUGGCCGACAUUUCAAAUUUCCAAUUAAUGGUGUCCCAAUGGAAAAGUCCCAAUCUCCACACCAAGAAAUGAACAACGCGACAAAGUUUCCCUCGUAUCCAGUAGUCGAUGAACAGAGAGUGGCGCAUGAUCUGAAGAGCUUGCAGAUUUCUCCUAUCAUUACUUCCCGGGUCCUACGUCGAUGGAGAAGGGGCAGGGAUGCCGGAGAUUCCUCUCCGCAAUGGCCAUUUGUUUCAUAGCGUUGCCUAUUUUGGUCAUCUUGAUCCCUGGAAUCCAUCAGAAAGCGUCCACCUUUGAUGUCAUUGGGCGAUUGUACAAACCGCACCCAGUGGGAGAACGAGUUCAGAAUCUCCAUGGGUUGUCGUCUGAUCUGGGUAAGACUGAUUUCUUCACUGGGUCUGUUAAGAGUUUCACAGAAUAGCCACCAGGUUGCAGAACCAAGCCAAUGCACACCACCUGUUUGAUGAAUGGUCUCUUUGCUUCAGGGUUUGAUGAAAAGUCGUGCUUAAGCAGAUUGCAGAGCAGGCGUUACCGCAAAUCUGGAACCCAGAGGAAACCUUCUGCUUAUUUACUCUCCAAACUUCGAAUCUACGAGGCUCUCCAUAGGCAUUGUGGCCCUUACACUGAAUCCUACAACAGAACUGUACAACUUAUCGGGUCAGGGGAUCUCAGUACCUUCAGUAGUACCAAUUGUAAAUAUCUCGUAUGGCAUCCUGUGCAUGGGAUAGGAAACAGAAUUGUAAGUCUGGCUUCCACCUUUCUGUAUGCUUUACUAACAGACAGAGUCCUUCUUGUUGAUCUUGGAGAAGACAUGACUGGCCUCUUCUGUGAGCCAUUUCGGGGUUCGUCCUGGGUGAUGCCUCGGGAGUUUCCUCUCAAGAGCCUUUUCCGUAGGAACGCGUUUAGAUUCGCUCACAGUGUUGGCAGUGCUCUGAAGAAUGGCACAUUGAAAGUGACAGAAGAUUCCCCAGAAGCACCACCAUUCCUUUUUUUGAAUCUCUACAAAGGGAUCUAUGCGGAUGCAGAUUAUUGUUUCUACUGUGAUGAAAGCCAGUCGUUUCUUAGCAGAGUGCCCUGGUUGAUUAUGCUAUCAGAUCAAUACUUCAUGCCUUCCUUCUUCCUCAUACCUUCAUUCAAACAGGAGGCUAGCAAAUUGUUCCCAGAGAAAGAGGCAGUCUUUUUUCACCUGGUUCAUUAUCUUGUGCACCCGUCAAAUAGGGUUUGGGAGCUGAUCACCAGGUUCUAUGACGCAAACCUUGCUAGUGCGAAUGAAAGGAUUGGCCUCCAAGUAAGACUCUUCAAAGCCCAAUUCCGCACAUCUACUGUCUUUACCGAUCAGAUUCUGGCUUGCUUGCUGAACCAAAACCUUCUUCCCAAGAUUGACAACCGGAGUCAAGAACUUUCUUCGUCCGCACCUAGAAACCAGACAACAAAAGCUGUCUUGAUAACAUCCCUGUACCCUCAAUUCUAUCAGAACCUCAGCACAAUGUACUCCAACAAACCAACUGCAAGCGGUGAAGUGAUCAGGUUUUACCAACCGAGUCACGAGGAGAAGCAGAAAUUUGGAGACAGUGAGCAUAACAUGAAGGCAUUGGUUGAGAUAUAUCUGCUUAGCUUGUGUGAUAAAUUGGUGAUCAGCUCAAAGUCGACCUUUGGCUAUGUAGCUCAGGGAUUAGGGGAUACUCGGGCCUGGAUCCUGCGAAGACCAGGACAUGGGACCAAUGAUCCAUGUGUGAGAGACCUGUCAACAGAUCCAUGUUUUCACUACCCUCCUUACAGGACCUGCAAUGCUGCUGGAAACAACAACAGCAGCUAUGUUGAUGUUGCUGAACAUGUUUCUUAUUUGAAGCAUUGCGAGGACCAGAAUAGGGGAGUCAAACUAGUUGAUGUUCAUGAAGAGUUGUAGCAAGAGGUGUCAUGGUAAUUAAGAUAUUCGAUGUUUAGUUUAGUGUGAUUGAUUAUUUCAGAGGAAUAGAGCCAAUUUUUGGUCUCGUAUCCAUGGAGCUUUUCGAUGACAUUACUGGUUUAUUGUUGACAAGUUAAAGUGUUUUGUUGUCUUUGAGAAGUCUAGUCGAAAUGUAAGUUUGCAG
Molecule: messenger RNA, 2160 nt
Organism: Linum tenue
Lineage: Eukaryota; Viridiplantae; Streptophyta; Magnoliopsida; Malpighiales; Linaceae
Source: the annotation of a GenBank genome assembly